This is a messenger RNA of Rattus norvegicus (Norway rat), 2230 nucleotides long. RefSeq names its product glycerate kinase (gene Glyctk). Gene Ontology annotation, molecular function: glycerate kinase activity. The record is from RefSeq and is a predicted model, not a curated record. NCBI's taxonomy places the organism in Eukaryota, Metazoa, Chordata, Mammalia, Rodentia, Muridae.
AUAAAUGUCAGAAAGGGGCACUGCCGUGUUGUAAGGGCUUUGAAAGUACAGGAUGUGGAAAAGAAUGGUACAGGAGCCCACUGGUAGGAAUGGCUUCCUUCGUGAAUGAUUAACUCCCAGGCAAAGCAGGUGACCUAGGAGAAGGGUCUACUUAACAGGAACUUUGGACUUGGGGCAGAAGACUGGUGUGUGGCCUACAGAAGAGGACGUGCGUGGCUGGGCAUCAGGGCCGGGCUUUCAGGACUGGUAUAAGAUCAGGCUUGCUACAGGCUUCAUGAGUUCUUCAGUUUUCAUUUCAGGCAGCUAUGGAUGCAAGGCUGUGCUGAGAGAAGCGGGGCAUGGCUGCAGCCCUACAGGUCUUGCCCUGUCUCCUCCGAGCCCCGUCACGGCCAUUCCUCUGGGGGCCCCCGGUGGCCCGGAUGACCAGUGGUAUGGCCUUGGCAGAACAGGCACGGCAGCUGUUUGAUAGCGCUGUGGGUGCUGUGCAGCCAGGCCCCAUGCUGCAGAGGACACUGUCCUUGGAUCCUAGUGGCAAACAACUGAAGGUGAGGGACCGGACCUUUCAGCUACAAGAAAACCUCUACCUAGUGGGCUUCGGCAAGGCCGUACUGGGUAUGGCUGCUGCAGCUGAUGAGCUACUGGGCCAGCAUCUUGUGCAGGGUGUUAUCAGCGUACCCAAGGGGAUCCGAGCUGCCGUGGAGCUUGCCGGAAAGCAAGAGAUGCUGCUGAAGCCACACAGCCACAUCCAGGUGUUUGAGGGCGCCGAGGACAACUUACCGGAUCGGGAUGCACUUCGGGCCGCUCAGGCCAUCCAGCAGCUGGCAGAGAGGCUCACUGCCGACGACCUGCUGCUUGUGCUCAUCUCAGGUGGGGGCUCAGCCCUGCUGCCCGCUCCUAUCCCACCUGUCACACUAGAGGAGAAACAGACGCUCACCAAGCUGCUGGCGGCCCGAGGAGCCACAAUCCAGGAGCUGAACACGAUCCGCAAGGCCCUGUCCCAGCUGAAGGGUGGAGGGCUGGCUCAGGCCGCCUACCCUGCUCAGGUGGUAAGCCUCAUCUUGUCAGAUGUGAUCGGGGACCCUUUGGAGGUGAUUGCCAGUGGCCCUACAGUGGCCAGCACCCACAGUGUGCAAGAUUGCCUGCAUAUUCUUAAUCACUAUGGUCUCCGUGCUGCUCUGCCACGCUCUGUGAAGACCGUGCUCUCUCGGGCUGACUCUGAUCCCCACGGACCACAUACCUGUGGUCACGUCCUCAAUGUGAUCAUCGGCUCUAAUUCUCUGGCCCUGGCCGAGGCUCAGCGGCAAGCUGAGGUCCUGGGCUACCACGCCAUGGUGUUGAGCACAGCCAUGCAGGGUGAUGUAAGACGUGUGGCUCAGUUCUAUGGGCUGCUAGCCCGGGUGGCUGCAGCCUGCCUCACUUCAUCCACAGCUGAGCGUCCCUUGGAGGAGGAGGCAAAACUCCAUCAGCUGGCAGCUGAGCUCCAGCUCCCGGACCUGCAGCUGGAGGAGGCUCUGGAAGCUGUGGCAAAGGCUAAAGGGCCAGUCUGCCUCCUGGCUGGCGGGGAGCCCACCGUGCAGCUGCAGGGAUCUGGCAAGGGCGGUCGGAACCAAGAACUGGCCCUGCGUGUGGGAGCAGAGCUGGGAAAGCAGCCACUGGGGCCUGUUGAUGUGCUGUUCUUGAGUGGAGGCACUGAUGGGCAGGACGGGCCUACAAAGGUGGCCGGGGCCUGGGUCAUGUCUGACCUUGUUAGCCAGGCUUCUGCUGAAAACCUGGAUUUUGCCACCUUCCUCGACAACAAUGACUCGUACACGUUCUUUUGCAGCUUCCAGGGUGGAACACAUUUGCUGCAUACAGGGUUGACGGGAACCAAUGUCAUGGAUGUCCACCUCCUGGUUUUUCAUCCUCAGUGAUGGCAUAGCUCACAGUCUGAGAGUUUAUAAGAGGCCUUCAAGGGCAGGGUCUGGUAGGAAGACAGAGGACUGAUUCCCAGGGCCCAUUGUGCUUUAGGAAGCCCUCCUCUGUUGCUCCACCCACCUCCCACAGAUCUACUCCAUGUUUGUUCCCCCAACUAGAUUAGAAGAUGGGGGUUCCUUUACACCCCUCUUUUCUGUCAUGUCAGCAGGAAGCUUCUGGGCCAGUUCACAGUUCUGCCCAUGCCCUCAGCCUGUUUCUUCCAUGGCGCAAAGGUAGGGAGACUGAAAAUAAAGAGGACCAUGUUGUGGGAAUCUCA